Molecule: messenger RNA, 1535 nt
Organism: Nothobranchius furzeri (turquoise killifish)
Lineage: Eukaryota; Metazoa; Chordata; Actinopteri; Cyprinodontiformes; Nothobranchiidae
Source: RefSeq, a predicted model, not a curated record
ACGAAAGGAAGAGAGAGCGAACUGAUGCCAGGCACGGAGCCCUCCAAUUGGUCAGCCUAGGGUCAGCUGGUCCCCGCGUCCCCUGCAGCUCUCCUCUCCCCUCUGUAGCCCCCUACCUCCCGCUCAGCCACACCGUCGCCCCCACCUCCUCACCCCUCCUCCCGGUCUGUGAUAAACUAAGUGAUAGCAGCAGCCCGCCGGACUGUCGGAUAUAAAACAACAAAUCAAAAAGUGCAGCAGCGGAAGAGUUCGGUAGGAAGAACCGAGCUGGAGUUUACUCCUCCUACUCCUUCAGCGUGGAAACCGUGUUGUUGUGUUGGUUACGUUCCCUUCUGUCCUCCCCUCUUCUUCUCUUCUCCUCCUUCUUUACUUCCACUUUUCACCAAUGAGUUCAUAUUUUGUAAACUCCUCUUUCCCGGUGAUACCGGGAACCGGUGGAGGCGGCCAGGCGGCGGCAGAACCGUUCCUGGGCCAGAUCUCGCUUUAUUCCCCAGGAUACACCGACCACCCUCUCAGACACUACCCUGGGGCAGCAACUGUUACCGCCGCUGCGGCCGUGGCGUACAGCGCGGGUGGUGCCGUGCACCAGGAGAAACCCUUCCCGGGAUCCUCCUACUACCAGCAGGCAGCUAACGGAGCAUACAGCGAGCACCGGGCAGUGGCUGCAGGGGUCGGACUAGGUUCUACCGGAGCCGGUGCAUGCGACUAUGGCACAGCGGCGGCUGCAGCGACCGCCAAAACCUUCUACCGAGACAAGGACCACGGGUGUAGUCUGGAGGAGCAGCAGCUCGCAAUGAGCCAGGGCGGUGUGCACCGGAAGGUGGAGUGCGCGGGGCUAGGAGCUAAGGGACUGUUUGUGAAAACGAUGGAUGACAAGCAGGCGACGUCAGCCCCGAUUUACCCGUGGAUGCAGAGGAUGAACGCGUGUAACGGAACAUUCGGAAACCCCGGGAGGCGCGGGCGGCAGACCUACACCCGUUACCAGACUCUGGAGCUAGAGAAGGAGUUCCACUUCAACCGGUACCUCACGCGGCGGCGGCGCAUCGAGAUCGCGCACGCGCUCUGCCUCACGGAGCGGCAGAUCAAGAUCUGGUUCCAGAACCGGAGGAUGAAGUGGAAGAAAGAGACCAAGCUGGUUAGCUCAUCCUCUUCCUCUUCUACAUCCUCUUCCUCCACGGUGAACGGACCCGACGAAGAAGACAAACGGACCGAAUAAAAUAAAUAAACACACAAAUAAACUGAUGAGGAGGAAGAGCAGCUGACGACCUGUCCACAGAAGGACAUCCGAUGUUCUCAGAGCAGAACUGCAACAUGGAGAUCAUGUAAAUGUCAACAAAUAUCGAGACUUAAUGAGAAGUCCGUGGAUCCACAAAUAUUAGAAAGUUGCGCGUACAAACACUUAAUUAAUUAACUAUUUAUUAAUUAGGGUCAGGGUUAGACACUCAUAUUCCCCCGAGCCCUCCAAUCGGAUGUUCUAAAGACAGAUCGCACCGGGUGUGUGUGUGUGUGUGUGUGUGUGUGGGGGGGGGGGGGGG